Uranotaenia lowii is the source of this 7136-nucleotide messenger RNA. RefSeq names its product la-related protein 1-like. Gene Ontology annotation, cellular component: cytosol; cytoplasmic stress granule. Gene Ontology annotation, molecular function: RNA cap binding. Lineage: Eukaryota; Metazoa; Arthropoda; Insecta; Diptera; Culicidae. The record is from RefSeq and is a predicted model, not a curated record. Bases 1243 to 5751 code for a protein of 1502 amino acids. The transcript is spliced from 9 exons. Gene Ontology annotation, biological process: mRNA stabilization; positive regulation of translation.
CACCUCCCUGCAUUUCGGCCUCUUGGGCAACAAAACGUGGUUUUGGUGGAACCAAAUAUUUAUCCGACGUUUUUGAUCCAAAUUGUUCCGGUUUAGCGUUCUAGUGCGGUUCAAAGAGAUCGGCUUUACUGUGUGAACACGAGAUUGUUGAAGUGCACCGGAAACGGAACGGUUCGUGAGUGCUAGAGACGAUUAAAGAUUUUCACACCUCGUUUUUCCAAGUCAGUUCCAAGUUUUGACAGCAAGAGCAGAAAGCAGUUCUUGUUCUUGUUGUUCGUAACAUUGUUUUUCGUCGUAUUUCUUUCCCUUUCCUUAUUUUCUGCUGAUUUUGUGCGAGUUGUCACAUUUUCCCAGUACCUAUACAGAAAUAAAGCGAAGGAAAAUUCAAUAAACAUCCGGAAAAAAAGGAAUCCAACAGUGGUGUAAAGUCGGAUAUCCUCGAUCGACGGAUUGGAGGAAGCCAAAAGCUUUUCGGAAAAAAGCUACAAGGCAUUAGUGAUCAAAAUAGUGCGAAUUCAUCUAUCGUAGUGUUUUCUUCUGUGUAGGAAAAUUAUGCUGUUUUCCUGUACAGUGAUAGAUCACGUUCUCUUUUCAAGGUAGUGAAAAUUUAGCUAAAUAUUUUCUUGGCAAAGGCCAGAUUAUGUCAUCGGGGUUCUAUUCAUAGCCUGACAGUCAGUUGAAGAGAAUUCGAUUGUUCCAAUAAAGAGUGGGCAAUAACAAACAGGACAAGCUUGAUUACAAUUCUCGUCAGGCAGAAUUGGUGCCUCCUAACCGGUCAUUUUCAAAUUGGAAGAAAAAGCAAUAAUAAUGGCCAAUUCCGUGACAGUAGCAGCCAGGUGCUGUCUGUCGACCGUUGCUUGAUCUGAAGGGCGCGACAAGGAUAGCCUGAGCUCUUUCACCGAAGAGAAGUCAACAUGGAGCGAAAAGGAGAUCGAUAAGGAAAACUCCCAAGAGUUAGAACUUCACAAGCGGAUAGUAAAAUAUCAAAAUAAAAUCCAACUCAUUCAACACCUCAAUAUUUGAACUACGCGAUAUUCUCAUCGGAAAUUUUCGAAGGAGUGAAAAAAAAAACAAAAUCAUUUUGCUUUAUUCGAUUUUAUUUUAUUUUCAUUCCACAAUUCCUACGAUUAUCGGCAAAUAGUUGUUGAAAAGAUUUCAUAAAUUUCUGAAAAAAAGUUCAGGUGAAGCCACAAGUAAUAAAGAUCGAAUUUGCAGAGCCAUCCAUUCCUCUGAUUUGUCAAAAUGGCUUCAGCUGAUCCAGGAACCAACAACAGUAGCUCUAGUUCAUCCUACGCUAAUGUACUACUCAACAUCAAGGAACAAUCUCAGAAGGAGCAGCAACAGCAACACCAACAACAACAGCAGCAGCAGAAUGAUAAUAAUAAAGAGAACAUUCGAGCUGAGAAAACAUCUUCCAAUCCUUCUAACGUUGUAACUUCAUCAGCAAUUUCAAAACAACCAGAUGUGAUGGCUAAAGAAACUGGAACCGGCGACAACAAUCCGAUUGUUGGUUCUAGUGCAACUGGGGAAGAUAUCGAAGAUGAUGCCAAUUUCGUUCCAGUUUCGCACAACAAGCGCGAUCGCCGUUCAAAACAGAAGCCGGCAAUACCGGCACCAUCCAAUGUGGGCGGUGAAAAAUCUUCCAAACCCUCUCGCCGCUCUGGAAGAGGUGGAGGUGGCGCAAAUGCCAGUAGCCAUGCAGGAACAUCUGGUCAAUCUAAAGACGUUGUUGAGAAUACUGGAUUACCCAAAGAGAAAGCUAAAAGAAAAUCCGGAGAACGACGUCGUGGCGGACGUGGAGGUGGAGGAAAUCGCAGUGAAGGAGAUAAAGAUGAAAAAACUUUAGACAAGGAUUCCCAUGGUGAAUCGCAGGCCCCAUCGGCCAAAGUGAGCAGCGAAGAUGGAUCAGAUAAAGAAGCACCGGUCAAAUUUAUCGAAGCACCACUGCCAAAAGUUAAUGCUUGGAAGGUAACUCCAAAGGUUGAGCCAGCUCAAAUUCCCAGCAAAGAUGUUCGUCCACAAAAGGCAAAAGGAGUGAACAAGGAAGAGCAAAAGAUUGCAGUAUCUCAACAGCACCCAAAAUCGGUACAGCCUCAGCCCACUAAUAAACGUGUGCUACAACCUAAUCAGCAACAAAUGAAGGCUCCUUCGCAGCCCGCGGCAAAGCCUAGUGCACCACUGAAAGUGACUCCAGACCAAGUUAAAUCUCUACCAUCGACCAAGGAGAAGAAAAAAGCUAGUCAAAAGCCCGAUGAAGCACUAUUGUCUAGUAGUUUGGAUUGGCCAACUCUUGUGGAUCCCCCAAAGUUCCCUGGAGAACAAAAAAAGCAAACUAUUGAAACAAUGUCUAGUGCUGCAAUAGAAGUAACUCAAGAGAUAGAAACGAAAAAUUUUGCGGUUCCAAAUGAUUCAUAUUUGGAACACGCUAUUAAUGAAACGACUACAAUAGAUACUGAUGCAAAUCUUUCUGCACUGGAACAAUCUUCUGUUCCUGCCAAACAAAAGUUACCUGUCGAUGACGAUUCGAACCGACCGAAAAGCGCGGAUUCUGGGGAUAACAAUGGGCACAAUGGAGCUAUUAAUCGGAAAGGUCCUCGUCCAAAGUGGGUGCCGUUGCCAAUAGACAUUCCUAAACAGCGUGGUCGUCGUGAGAAAACUCCGAGAAGACGUCGUUACGAUGAUUACGAUAAUGGAAGCGGAUGGCAUCAAGAACGACCUUCAAUACCACCUCGAUCUAAUAGAAUUCGAUCGAGUCGUGGUGGCGGGAGAGGAGGAGGAGAACUAGGAGCUCCUUCAACGGGCUCUAUCCCACCAUCUUCAUAUCGUGGCGUUCGUGGAGGUAGACUCUCUAGAGGGGGAGUAGUCCGACGUGGAGGACUCUCAUCCAGAGGUGGACACUUGAGUGCAAGACACAGUGACAGGGGUGCAAUCAACACGGGAGGAUCCCAACCACUCGCCAACGGCAUCGAAUUUGGACAAGAAUUUAACAGUGUUGGACAAACCAUAGGGAAGGAUCAAGCUGCAUUCAUGAUGCCUUAUCUCAGCACAUUUUAUUACAAUGGAGCGCCACUUAUCGGAAUUGAUCAGAUUAAUGUUAAAGAGUGUAUUAAAAAACAAAUUGAAUAUUACUUCAGCGAAGAAAACCUCAACCGUGACUUUUACCUAAGACGCAAAAUGGACCCCGAAGGAUUCUUGCCGGUUACGCUUAUUGCCUCGUUCCAUCGAGUACAAACAUUAACAGCGGAUCUUGGUAUUAUUAUCGCAGCAAUACAAGAAUCAGACAAACUGGAAUUGGUUGAUGAGUACAAGGUGCGUACAAUAUCCGAUCCGACCAAGUGGCCGAUCGAUCCUGCAGAUGUGGGUACACACUUUCAAUCCGAAGGAAAUAUGGCAGUUGGUAAUAUUGUAUUAUCAAGCACAAUACAUCAACAGGAGAAUGAUAGAACUGAGCCUAACGCUGCUGCCCUGCCGGUUGCUUCGAAAAUACUAUCAAGUAUUCCACCUCCACCUAUGCCAAGAAAAUUUCGAACCCAACCUGGAUUCACCUCUCAGCCAUAUUUAGGAACCGAGAGCAAGAUGGAAAUAGUUCCUACUUCUGUGAAACCUAUUGGAAUCAAAUCACCUGUAGGCUCUGAAUCAGAAAAUCUAAAUCCCAAUGUACCUGAGUUCGUUCCUACGUUGGGACUACAAAAACAACCUUCAGAUCAAACUUUUAACCAACCUACAGUCCCUAGUUCCAACAAGGAUGGCAAAGAGAACAUUGCUCAGGAUUCAAAAAACGCCGUAGGGAAAUCUAAUUCUAAAUCAGUCGACAGCAGCAAUAAGCCUACGGCUUAUUCGGAUGCUCCCACUGUCACUGAAGAAGCUGAGCUGUGGAAAGAAGUGAAACGACGCUCUCGAUCGGCGCAAUCGCUACAGAAUGUACAACAGCCACAGAAACAAGAUCAGGAGUUAUCCGGCAAAAACACCGCAAAAAAAGGAUCUCCCGCACCACAGGAAUCAGCCAGAACAGGAGCAGUCGGAACAUCGACUGUAGCACGACCAUCCCAUCCUGACGAAGAACGGGAAGAAUUAGAUUUCCAAUUUGACGAAGAAAUAGAUAUCCCACGUGGGGGUGGUCGUGCGAAUCAUUUUACGGACAAUUGGUCUGAAGAUGAUGACGAAUCAGAUUACGAACUCUCGGACCAUGAGAUUAAUAAACUUCUCAUUGUGACUCAGGUAAGCAACCGUGCGCCGAAGCAUGAAGGCUAUGAUCGAACGGGAGAUUUUUCGACUCGUACCAAGAUCACCCAGGAUUUGGAGCAAAUUAUCAAUGAUGGUUUACAUAACUACGAAGAAGAUUUAAUAACGAUUAACUAUCGGCGGGGAGGAAAUUACAAGACUGUCAAUUUGAUUUCGCAAGAAGAAUUCGAUAAGAUAAUUCCAAAGCCGCCGAAACCAACUCAAGAAGCUCCGCCUCCCCCACCACCUCCAACAUUUGUAGAUACGGCUGCUGAAGAUGAUCUUCUCAAUGCAAGCACAUUAAGUGCAGCACAUCGUCGUAAGGCGCGUUUCUUUGCAGUUAACAAAGAUGAAUUUGUUGAUCCCAUCACACCUCGCAAACGCAAAACACGCCAUCUAACUAAUCCUCCUGUUGAAAGUCACGUUGGUUGGGUGAUGGAUGCAGUCGAACAUAGGCCGCGUACUACCAGCGUAGGAAGCUCGACCGGAACAUCGCCCACGGCCUCUAGCUAUGGUUCGCUGCCUCAAAGCUUGCCAACGUUCCAACACCCAUCCCAUUCGCUUCUGAAAGAAAAUGGUUUUACGCAACAAGUCUACCACAAAUAUCACAGCCGCUGCUUGAAAGAACGCAAACGCAUGGGAUCAGGUCACUCACAGGAAAUGAAUACUUUGUUCCGGUUUUGGUCGUUCUUUCUACGGGAAAAUUUCAACAAGACAAUGUAUAAUGAGUUCCGACAGUUGGCUCUCGAGGAUGGCGCCGAAGGUUUUCGCUAUGGAUUGGAAUGUCUUUUCAGAUUCUAUUCCUACGGAUUGGAAAAGAAAUUCCGCCAACAAUUGUACGAUGACUUCCAGCAGGAAACAAUUAGGGAUUAUGAAAGUGGUCAACUGUAUGGUUUAGAAAAGUUUUGGGCUUUUCUGAAGUACUACAAAAAUGCUUCAAAGAUGAGUGUCGAACCUAAAUUGAAAGAGCAUCUUGAUAAAUUCAAAUCGAUCGAAGAUUUCCGCGUGGUGGAGCCGCAGAUAAAUGAAAUGCUCGAAGGCGUAGGUAAUCUAAAAUCUUCGCCCUCGAAACGAAGACCUCGCAGCGUAUCGGAGAGUGAAGGAGUAACUGCUGUUGCUGGUCCAAGUCACGUUCGACGUUCGAACAAUGUUGGAGUCUCUGGUUCUGCAGGAAGUUACAAUCAACAUCAGUACAGUAGAAAAAGGUGCGAUUCUGCGGGAAAUCGGAUGGUAGAUGUUUCGAAUCGUCCAAGCCCAUCGCAACGAAUUCGGACUGGUUCCUUCGGCGAUGGUGCAGCAAAAGUUAUGAGUGGAAGACCAAGAAGUGGUUCAGCUGGUAACAAAGUUGUAAGAGUAACACCUAACGAACGGUCUGUGAUCAAUCGUGGCGGAAAUCAAUUACCGAAUCACAGUAAACAAAAACAGCAAUCGACACCUGGUACCAGCAGCAGUACCAGUUCAACAAAACCCACAGAUACGUCCAGCACAUCUUCAUCUGGUACAAAUGCUCCUAUUGAAAAAACAUCUUAGUGUGGGCCAUGGAAAAAUAUUAUCUACUGAUAAACUUUCAAAUUUUUUUUUGUUUUUCGUGGAGGGUACUUUCGUUGAAGAAGUGUGCCAACGCUGAACACAUUGCAUUGAGAGGAAAACGUAUUUAUUCACAGGGUCUAAUAAGCUAGCUAUCACAGAUCCAUGGUAAAAAGUGUAGAAAACAAUAACACAGUUUGUUGUCACUUUUCCUAUUCGUGUCGCUAAUAAAUCACCGUAUUUUGCUAUGACAUUUUUUGAAGCCUGAAAUUAUCUGUUCUUUUUUUUUAUUUACAAUUCGUUUAUGCCAACCAAUUCAAACUCUUUUCAAAGUAUAACAAAAACCGAAUGUAAUUUUUAUUCACAAAGUUUUUGUUUGAAUUAAUAAACACUUGAAUCAAAAAGUACCUACACAAAAUUAUAUCUUCAAAGUUAUAGGGAAAUAACUUAACUGCCAUCUCAAAAUAGCACACCACUCAAAAUGAUUUACUACGUUGGUGGUUAACGAAAGCUUAAAUCACAUUUUGGAUGUAAUUUGUUAAAAAUAUUGCUUUUUUUCCUCUGCACAGCACAUGAUCUAUAAGUUUUAGUCAAAGCGCAAGGUUUAACAGUAUAAUCCGGAAUUAGUACAUUAAUCUACCACUUCAAUAGAACAAUAAUAUUUAGUUUUUCUAUAAGUUCAAUAUAAAUCCAAAACUGGGCUAGACUCGUAAAAAUAUUUUUUAACUAUCACGAUGUCAAUCUUCAACUUUGAAAGCAUUUUCGAAACCUUCGUAGCAAUAAAAGAUAUUUCCCAGUGCGAAACCUACGUUGAAAAGCAACACCAAGACCUCUAAACAAGACUUCCCAAAACAACGGAUUCUUAUUUGUACCACUAUUCGCAUUGAUAAUGCAACAAGUUUUUUGUUUGCGAAUUAGGUUCAACUUCAGAUAAUGAUAAACUGAAAAAUAAAAAAAAAUACAGCGAACGAAUACAAGUAGGUAAUACACUUAAGCCUUAUGUGAGUUUAAUUCUAUGAUUUAUCAUAUAGAAUUAGUGUGACUACUAGAAUUCAAAUCAACAUUUUUUUCUUUUCUUGUAGUUUGUCACUUUUCAAACUUAAGUUAACUAUUUUUUAAGAAUUGUUUUCCUUGGCACUAUAACGUAAAUGCGCUAUUAAAAAACGAAAUACAUACAGUACCGUACUGUGGAAUCAUUUAUAAAGGGGGUAAUGUUGAAAAAAAAUUAUUAACUGAAAACAAAUGAAAAAAAAUAUAAAAUGUUCAAAAGAAACAUAAAAAUUAUAGUCAUAUAUUGUAAUUAACAUUGUGAAAUCGAGGAACCCAUAAACUGUAAAUAAAUACCUAUAUAUUCGAUACACCUACAAAAAAAUAAAAUAAAAUUAAAU